Molecule: messenger RNA, 3629 nt
Organism: Xiphias gladius (swordfish)
Lineage: Eukaryota; Metazoa; Chordata; Actinopteri; Istiophoriformes; Xiphiidae
Gene: chsy1
Product: chondroitin sulfate synthase 1
Exons: 4
Coding region: 279-2678 (799 amino acids)
Cellular component (GO): Golgi cisterna membrane
Molecular function (GO): glucuronosyl-N-acetylgalactosaminyl-proteoglycan 4-beta-N-acetylgalactosaminyltransferase activity
Source: RefSeq, a predicted model, not a curated record
UCUGACAUCCUUCCAGUGGCGAGAUAAUGGCGAAAAUGGGGUCGCUAUUCAAGGCAAUGAAAAGAGGUGCUGCAUUUGUCGAUUGGCGUUGAAGUUUGCCGAUGGUCGAUAACGACAGACAGGUUGAUGAGCAGAGGGCAAAGCGACAGAGAACGAUUCAGGUGGCGGCUUCAAGGAGACUGCUGUGAUGCUACGUAGGCAACUGGAAGAAAAGGGCUUUUCUACCAUGAGAGAGUGAUACAGUGAGGAUACACAGCGAGCUGGUGAAGUUUUGGGGAAUGGCAGGUCGAAGCCGAAGAGCAUGGUUUAGUGUUCUGUUGGGACUGGUUGUCGGGUUCACCCUGGCUUCCAGACUCAUUUUACCCAAGGCGACCGAGUUGAAGAAAGCUGGACAAAAACGAAAAGCCAACCCCGCCGGUUGUGGGCUGAACGGGGGUCUCAGAAAGGAAUACGGCGGAGUCCUAUGGCCACCGCAAGAUAACGGUUCACCGGUGACCGAGAAACCUGGCUCCAGGUCCAAUAAUUUCCUGUUCGUUGGUGUAAUGACUGCCCAGAAGUACCUGAACAGUCGAGCCGUGGCGGCAUACAGGACCUGGGCACAGACAAUUCCAGGUCAUGUGGAGUUCUUCUCCAGUGAGGGCUCAGACACCUCCAUACCCAUUCCCAUAGUGGCUUUGAGGAAUGUGGAUGACUCGUACCCACCCCAGAAGAAAUCUUUCAUGAUGCUCAAGUACAUGCAUGACCAUUAUCUGGACAGGUAUGAGUGGUUCAUGAGGGCUGAUGACGAUGUCUAUAUUAAGAGUGAGAAGCUGGAGAGCUUCCUGCGCAGCCUCAACAGUAGUGAGGCCAUCUUUCUUGGCCAAACAGGCAUGGGGGCCCGGGACGAGUUGGGGAAACUGGCCCUGGAGCCUGGGGAAAACUUCUGCAUGGGGGGGCCAGGGGUCAUCAUGAGCCGUGAGGUCCUCAAGAGGAUGGUGCCCCACAUCCGAGAGUGUCUACAGGAGAUGUAUACUACCCAUGAAGACGUGGAGGUGGGCCGGUGUGUCAGGAGGUUUGCCGGUGUCCAGUGUGUCUGGUCCUAUGAGAUGCAGCAACUCUUCUAUGAGAACUAUGAACCAAAUAAGAAGGGCUACAUACGAGAUCUCCACAACAGCAAGAUCCAUCGGGCCAUCACUCUCCAUCCCAACAAGAACCCUCCCUACCAGUAUCGCCUACACAGCUAUAUGCUCAGCCGCAAGAUUGCAGACCUGCGUCACCGAACCAUUGAGCUCCACCGAGAGAUCGUCCAGAUGGGACGCUACGGAGCAGCUGAGCCUAGCCGAGACGACCUCCAGCUCGGCAUGCCGCCCUCAUUUAUGCGCUUCCACCCACGACAGAGAGAGGAGGUUCUGGAGUGGGAGUUCCUGACAGGGAAGUACCUGUUCUCAUCAUCUGACGGUCAGCCACCCCGCCGUGGGAUGGAUUCCUCCCAGAGGCAAGCCCUGGAUGACAUCAUCAUGCAAGUAAUGGAGAUGAUCAAUGCCAAUGCGAAGACACGGGGCCGGGUCAUUGAUUUCAAAGAAAUCCAGUAUGGUUACCGGAGGGUCAAUCCUUUAUAUGGGGCGGAGUAUGUGCUGGACCUGCUACUGCUGUACAAGAAACACAAAGGAAAGACCAUGACAGUUCCUGUGAGGAGGCACGCCUACCUGCAGCAGACCUUUAGCCAGAUCCAGUUUAGAGAGGAGGAGGAGAUGGAUGCCAGAGCUCUGGCCAGCCAUAUUAACAAGGAGUCAGACUCCCUCUCAUUUCUGUCAAACUCCCUCAAGAUGCUGGUGCCCUUUAAGCUGGCCACUUCUGGCCAGGACCAGAGGGAACCAAAAGAGAAGAAAGUCAACAUCUUGGUACCUCUGUCGGGACGUUAUGAUAUCUUUGUGCGCUUCAUGGCCAACUUUGAACGAGUUUGUCUGAUCCCAAACCAGAAUGUCAAGCUGCUGAUCCUGCUCUUCAGCACAGACAACAAUACAGAGCGGGUCAAGCAGGUGGAGCUCAUGAGAGAGUAUCAUAUGAAGUAUCCACGAGCUGAGAUGGAGAUAAAGCCUGUUGCUGGCUCUUUCUCCAGGGCUCUUGCUUUGGAAGUGGGCUCCUUGCAUUUCUCUAAUGAUUCACUGCUCUUCUACUGUGAUGUGGAUCUGCUUUUCACCAGCGACUUCCUCAAACGAUGUCGGUCAAACACGGCCGUUGGGGAGCAGACCUACUUCCCCAUCAUCUUCAGCCAGUAUGACCCUAAGGUGGUGUACGCUGGGAAGGUCCCUAGCAACAACCACUAUGUCUUCACCUCCAAGACAGGCCUGUGGAGGAACUACGGCUUUGGGAUCGUUUGUGUCUACAAGGGGGACUUGGUCCAAGCUGGAGGCUUUGAUACCUCCAUACAGGGGUGGGGACUAGAGGACGUCGACCUUUUUAAUAAAUUUGUCCAGUCGGGUAUUAAGUUGUUCAGAAGUACAGACACAGGCAUAGUACACGUUCACCACCUGGUCAUAUGUGAUCCCAACCUGGAGGCGAAGCAAUAUAAGAUGUGCCUGGGCUCCAAAGCCUCAUCGCACGGCUCCGCCCAGCAGUUGGCCGAGCUCUGGCUGGAGAAGAACGACCUCGGCUUCAGGAGACUGGCCAGCAAUAAUGGCUCAGUUAGGACAGUGUGAAAAAAGCCAGGCUGCAGACUAUCAUAAACUGAACCUGAACCUUCUCUGUGCUCAUUUCCUCUUCUUAGUGGUGUUUUCACUACCUAAUUUAUUUUUUACUAAAAUGAAAGACUUCACAUGGAUAUCUUUUGAAAACGUGUCUUUUUUUAAAAGAAAAUAUACAGUAACGCCAUGAUGAACAAUUCAUAGAGACAGUCUGGGCCCUUAUAUGGAAGUACCUGUUUUGAUUCAUGAUAGAAGGAAUAUUAACUGAUAUUCUUGUAUUAGCCUGAUUAAACAGGGGCCAGAGGCUUCUCUAGCCUGUUACAUGUUAUCUGUCAGGGCAGUGGGAUAAGGGGACCCAGGGAUUAUUAAUGUGUACCUCAGUGAAGUACAUUGCCAUGGCCCUUAAAUAUUUCAUUUGUCCUGUAUGCAGAAAAUAGAUGAACAUGUGUCCAUGUAUUUUCAGACCAGCAGUGCUCGAAACAUAACUCAACUCUUGAUUGUGAAUGUUUACAAAAAACUGAUUCAAAACAUUUCAUCAAGGAAAACUCAAAUUACAGCUAUCUGAGUGAUUACUAAGGGCCAUUUAAUUUGAUUUCUUUGAUUUACAGUGGUUUUCUUUUUCCAUUUGCUUUUAUGGUUUUGGUAAUACAACAUAACACUGUUACUGUUUUUGUAUUUUUCUUAAUAAUAUUUUCUGUGAACCCAACUGCUGGAUUUGAUAUCUGCAAUUCAUCUUUUGCUGUCUAAUUUAUUGAAUUUGCAGUCUCCAUUUUCUACUCUCUGACUGUUUAAAUAUGUAUAUUGGAAAGAUUGUAUAACCAUGUCAGUUGUGGGAUAGUUUUUUUUUUUCAUGUUCCUUUUCUUAAACUCAUUAUCACCAAAGAGUUUUGCACAGUCUGCUUUAGGUAUCAUGUUGCCUGAGUGUGUGUGUGUGUGUGUGUGUGUGUGUGCGUGUGUGUGUGUGUG